AUGGUCGUCGCCACUAUUAAAUGCGUUGUUGUCGGUGAUGGUGCUGUGGGAAAGACAUGUCUUCUGAUAUCCUACACGACAAACAAGUUCCCUUCCGAAUAUGUUCCCACCGUCUUUGAUAAUUAUGCCGUCACUGUUAUGAUUGGCGAUGAACCGUAUACGCUGGGACUUUUCGAUACUGCUGGACAGGAGGAUUAUGACCGUCUCCGCCCUCUUUCAUACCCCCAGACCGAUGUCUUUUUGGUCUGCUUCUCCGUGACUUCCCCCGCCUCCUUCGAGAACGUUCGCGAAAAAUGGUUCCCCGAGGUUCAUCACCACUGCCCCGGUGUCCCUUGCCUCAUCGUCGGUACGCAGACCGAUCUUCGCGACGAUGCCGCCGUUCGCGAAAAGCUUGCCCGGCAAAAGAUGCAGCCCAUUCGUAAAGAAGAUGGAGAUCGCAUGGCCAAGGAGCUGGGUGCGGUGAAAUAUGUCGAGUGCUCUGCCCUGACUCAGUACAAGCUCAAGGAUGUUUUUGACGAGGCCAUUGUUGCUGCUCUUGAGCCCGCCCCCAAGAAGAAGUCGAAAAAUGUUCAUGACUUAUGGAGGAAGAGAUGGAAGGUGUUCGAAGCGCAUUACGUUGAAUAUUUUGAACGGCCUAUGGAAACUGCGCGCAGACCUACUGCCCACGGCUCGUGGGCAGACACUCAGAUCUCAAUGAUUGCCAUCUUCGACACCCCCAAUGCCCUUUCCCUACAACCAUGGCAUUCAUUGACUGAUACCCUAAACGUUCCAAAAACCCGUGUCGCACAGACAUUUUAUAUUGAUGAAUCACCUUUACCUUGA
Aspergillus affinis is the source of this 822-nucleotide messenger RNA. It is a transcript of the gene cdc42, whose product is annotated as Rho family GTPase CDC42. The transcript has 5 exons. NCBI's taxonomy places the organism in Eukaryota, Fungi, Ascomycota, Eurotiomycetes, Eurotiales, Aspergillaceae. The record is from RefSeq and is a predicted model, not a curated record. Gene Ontology annotation, molecular function: GTP binding; GTPase activity. Bases 1 to 822 code for a protein of 273 amino acids. Gene Ontology annotation, biological process: small GTPase-mediated signal transduction.